GACAGAUCAUGUUUUCAGCUACAACCCUAAGAUGUGAAGUUAGAAUGAAGAGAACCUUCGCCAUUGAACAAAUCAUAGUACUGUCGGCAGCUGGAUUUGUAGCUCUUUUGGUGCUUAUCGGAACGACUGGAGAAUUCAUCAUUCGCAGAAAGAAUAAGGAGCCCAUAGAUGACAUUUUCUUGCAAAAGAAGGGUAUUCUUGUUCAAUCUCUGCUGGCUUUCUCCUUCACAAGUAACAUCCAAAAGUUUGUUUCCUUGAAAUCCAACGAAAGUCCGAGGAUAGCAUGCAUACGGGGACUAAAGUUCAUAUCUGUGUGUCUGUAUGUUGUCGUAUGGACAUAUGCAACACCUCAAGAUUUUCAUUUUCUGAAAUAUCGUAGUGCAUUCCAUUUCCAUAAAUUCAUGGAAGAGUGGUGGUUUACAGUGUUUGCUAAUGCCUCUGCAGGAGUUGACACCUUGUUUUUAAUCGCGGGACUGCAAGUGUCGUAUGGACUAUUUAAGAAAAGUGAAGCCGGAAAAGUUAAAAUUAGUAUUCCUAAAUUUAUUGUAAAAUGGUACACCAGGUUUGCGUUUUCACAAGUUAUCGUCAUUGGUUUGUUCUUGUGCUUACCAUUAGUGGGCAACGGGCCAAUCUGGGCUGAUGUUGUUACUCCAGUUGUUGAGAAUUGCAAGAAAAGAUGGUGGUUAAAUGUUCUGGCACUCAACAACUUCUGGUCUUCAUCUGAAACAUGUCUUCCACACGCAUGGUUAAUUUGUGCUAUGAUGCAUAUGCUGUUCUUAGCUCCCGUUUUACUAUUAAUUCUCAGCAAGUGGACAUCCAUUGGUGUUUUUGUAAAUAUCAUCCUCAUUCUGGGCAGCAGCACAGCUAUUGCAAUGGUGACAUUGAUGAACGAUCUACCACCAGCACCAGCAUUUUACUUCCUUAGUUUUAUAAAUUUAAAAAUAAUUUGGGACAAAGUUUUCAUUCAAGCCUACGACCACAUUGGCGCAUUUUCCAUCGGAAUGCUUUUGGGUUUCUUUCUGAAUCGCUGCUCUGAAGUAAAACUAAGAAAGAGCUCUGUUACAUUUGGAUGGUGUGCUGCAAUAGCUUGCAAUUUAGCUGUUAUGUGUGGAUUGUACGGUUAUCGCAAUGGAGAAGCCAUGCAAAUGACAUUAUCUGCAAUUUAUGCAUCAAUUCACAGAAUUGGAUGGUCCCUUGGCAUUGCAUGGAUUGUAUUUGCAUGUGCUUAUGGUUAUGGAGGAUUUGUGAAUUCUAUUUUAUCAUGGAAAAUCCUAAUUCCCUUUGACAGAAUAAGCAAUUUUGUAUAUUUGCUGCAUCCUCUGAUUUUGUUUUUACAUGAAGGUCAACUCAGAGAAAGAAUAUAUAUGGCUCAUUUAGAUCAAGCUAUGUAUGCUACAGCAUAUAUUGUCUUUACUGUAGCCAUUGCAGCAUUAUGUUAUGUCUGUUGCCUUAUUCCAUUCAUGUUCUUUGAGAAAGUUGUAUGGGAGUAUGCAUCACAUUUUGGGUGCAGUACAAGAACCAUAGACAAAACAGAAAACAAAAUCAAAGACUGUAUAUCAACAGUGAUAGAUAUAUGCCCAGAGAAGGAAAAAGCUGGAUAUUCUCAAAAAUUUAAAAAUGUCAUAAUGGAAAAAGACUCUAAAGCUUUUAAAACCUAGUAAUUAUUUAUCAUAUUAGUUCCAGUUGUAAAAAUUUAUUGUACAUACUGUAUAUAAAGUAUUGUAAAAAUGUGC
Stegodyphus dumicola is the source of this 1733-nucleotide messenger RNA. Its product is annotated as nose resistant to fluoxetine protein 6-like. The record is from RefSeq and is a predicted model, not a curated record. Gene Ontology annotation, molecular function: acyltransferase activity, transferring groups other than amino-acyl groups. Lineage: Eukaryota; Metazoa; Arthropoda; Arachnida; Araneae; Eresidae.